Molecule: messenger RNA, 4115 nt
Organism: Rhinichthys klamathensis goyatoka
Lineage: Eukaryota; Metazoa; Chordata; Actinopteri; Cypriniformes; Leuciscidae
Gene: rad50
Product: RAD50 homolog, double strand break repair protein
Exons: 26
Coding region: 159-4097 (1312 amino acids)
Biological process (GO): double-strand break repair; telomere maintenance via recombination; chromosome organization involved in meiotic cell cycle
Cellular component (GO): condensed nuclear chromosome; Mre11 complex; nucleus
Molecular function (GO): G-quadruplex DNA binding; double-stranded telomeric DNA binding; ATP hydrolysis activity
Source: RefSeq, a predicted model, not a curated record
CGUGACGCUGAGUUGAAGGCGGAAGCACGUCACUGCGCCGACGCGGGAAACACGCGACUGCCGAGACUGACUGCCUGCAGUCAAAACAAACUAGUACAGUUUACGUGGAGUUUACUGAUUUAUUUAUUCUGAGCUACAAGUCAAAGCACUGGUCCAAAAUGUCAAAGAUUGAAAAGAUGAGUAUUCUGGGAGUGAGGAGUUUUGGAGUUGAGGAUAAAGACAAACAAGUGAUCUCCUUCUUCAGCCCUCUCACGGUGCUUGUGGGACCUAAUGGAGCUGGAAAAACGACCAUCAUUGAGUGUCUCAAAUACAUCACUUCAGGAGACUUCCCACCAGGAAGUAAAGGAAACACCUUUGUCCACGAUCCCAAAGAUGCUCAUGAAACGGAUGUACGGGCACAGAUCAGACUCCAGUUUAGAGAUGUGAAUGGCGAUGCUGUGGCAGUCCAGAGGUCUAUGCAAAGUACACAGAAGGGCAAGAAAACUGAGUUCAAAACCCUUGAGGGAGUCAUUACCAGAAUGAAGCACGGAGAGAAAGUGAGCCUGAGCUCUAAAUGUGCUGAACUAGACCGUGAGAUGAUCUCAUCCCUGGGCGUCUCCAAAGCUGUCAUCAGCCACGUCAUCUUCUGCCACCAAGAGGAGUCCAACUGGCCUCUCAGUGAAGGGAAAGCCCUCAAGCAGAAGUUUGAUGAGAUUUUCUCAGCCACAAGGUACAUUAAGGUAUUGGACACCCUGAAGACGUUGAGGCAGAAGCAGACCCAGACGGUUAAUUCCUGCAGGCUGGAGCUCAAGUACCUAAAACAGAACAAAGAUAAAGCCCUUGAGAUUAGAGAGCUGCUGUCCACUAAAGAGGCUCAGCUGUCUUCCUCCAAAGAGAGCGUCCAACGCAUCGAGAAUCAGAUUGACCCACUGGAGAACCGACUGUAUGACAUAGACAACAGCCUCAGCAAAAUAAUGAAGUUGGAUAAUGACAUCAAAGCUCUGGACAGCAGGAAGAAACAGAUGGAGGAUGAUAACCGGGAACUAGAGGAAAAGAUGGAGCAGGUGUUUCAGGGCUCAGAUGAUCAGCUGCAGGACAUGUAUCAGAACCACCAGCAGACUGUCAAAGAGAAGGAAAGGAGACUUACGGAGUGCCAGCGCGAGUUUGAACGGGCCGGCCGAGAGUGCCAGAGGAUGAACCGCAUCAAAUCUGACCUGCUAGUUGAGCAAGGCCGUCUGCAGUUGGAGGCAGACAGACACACACAGAACAUUAAAAAGAGGGACACCCAGGUGAAGAGUUUAGCGUCUUCCCUGGAGUUGGAGGGCUAUGAUCGGACGCCUCUUAACGAAAGACAACUCCAGAGCUUCCACAGACAAGUCAAAGAGAGACUGGACCAGGACACUGACGCCCUCAACCAAACUAUGCGAGAUAUGCAGGAGAAAGAGGCACAGAAGCAGCAAAGCAUCGAUGAUCUCCGUGAUAAGAAGACCGGUCUAGAGAGAACCGUUGAGCUGAAGAGAGACAUACAGGCCAAGAAACAACAGGAACUGAAGAACAUCAAGUCUGAUCUCCAAAAACUGGAGGGCUCCUCUAGCAGACUGCAGGAGCUGGACACCGAGCUUCAGAAAGCGGAGCGUGAGCUUGAAAAUGCCACGCAGGCCUGCACUGUGGACAGUCUGAAGGCAGAGGUCAUCGAACUACAGAGGGAGAAAACUGAACUGGAUCAGGCCCAGCGCAGACUGGACCAGGAGAUGGAACUGCUCAACACACACACCAGGGCACAUGCAGAGAUGGACAUGCUAAAGAAGACCAAGAUGGAUAAAGAGGAGCAAGUGAGGAAGAUCAAGUCGAGACACAAUGAAGAGCUGGUGUCUCUGCUGGGACACUUCCCAAGCAAGAGAGAGCUGGAAGACUGGAUCCACUCCAAAACCAGAGAGAUCAACUCCACCAGAGAACGGCUCAGCAAAAUGAAUAAGGAGCUUGCAUCUGGAGAACAGAAGAAGACUCACUUCAUGGCAGAAAUCAAACGUAAGGAAGAGCAGCUGGUCAACUAUGAAGAGCGACUCUUCAACGUGUGCGGCAGUCAGGACUUCCAGUCGGACCUGAGCAAACUGGAGGAUGAGCUGGAGAAGUCUUCUAAACAGAGAGCCAUGCUGGCGGGCGCCACCGCCGUGUACAGUCAGUUCAUCAGUCAGCUGACGGAGGAGGGCGAGCCCUGCUGUCCCGUGUGUCAGCGCGUGUUCCCCUCAGAGGCCGAGCUCCAGGACGUCAUUAAUGACAUGCAGUCCAAGCUGAGGCUCGUCCCAGACAAACUGAAGAACACCGAGCAGGACCUGAAGAGAAAAGAGCGCAGGCGUGAUGAAAUGAUGGCACUGAAGCCCAUCAGGCAUUCCAUAGUGGAGCUGCAGGAGAAAGAGCUGCCAGAGCUCAGAAAUAAACUCCAGCGUGUGAACCGAGACAUUGAGAAGCUGAAAGGAGACACUGAGGAGCAGGAGACGCUGCUGGGCACACUGAUGUCUGAGGAAGACACAGCCAAGGCCUGUCUGCAGGACGUCUCCCUCAUGGAUCGCUUUCAGCUUGACCUGAAGGAUGUGGAGAGAAAGAUCGCUCAGCACGCAGCCAAGCUUCAGGGAGUUGACCUCAGCCGAACCAUGACGCAGGUCAGCCAGGAGAAACAAGAGACCCAACACCGCCUGGACACCACCUGCAGUAAGAUCGAGCUGAAAAGGAAACUGAUCCAGGACCAGCAGGAGCAGAUCCAGGCCUUGAAAAGCAGCGUAAACGAGAUUCGUGGAGAAAAGCUCCUGAUCUCCAGCAACAUGCAGAAGCGUCAACAGUUGGAGGAGCAGUGUGUGGAGUUCUCCACUGAAAUCCAGACGCUCCAACGAGACAUUCGAGAUGCAAAGGAGCAGAUGUCUCCUCUAGCUGCAACUCUGGAGAAGCUCCAGCUGGAGAAACAGGACAUUGCAAAGCGCAGGAUGCAGAAACAGGAAGAAGGGCAAGAAAAGAUAAAUUCAAUCAAGGAAAAAGUUAAAAACUUGACCCUCCUUGAAAGAGAGAUCACCAAGUACAUUGAAGAGGGCAAAGACAGCUACAAAGAGCAAAAAGAAACUGAGCUACAAGAGGUGGACAAACAACUACACGAGGCUGAAAAACAGCGAGAGAAGACCAAUAAAGACAUGGGCAACAUCCGGCAAGAUAUUGACACUCAGAAGGUUCAAGAACGCUGGCUACAAGAUAACUUGACCUUACGGAAGCGUGUGGAGGAGCUGAAAGAUGUGUCUAGAAAACGUGAGGCUUUGCUUAAGGAGAUGGGAAACAUGCAAGUCGUGCAGUUGCGCAAUGAGCGGCGAGAAGUGGAGCGAAAGUUGGAUGACCUGAAAAAGAACCGCAGUGUGGCUGUCGGUCGACAGAAAGGCUACGAGGACGAGAUCCUUCGUUUUCGUAAAGAGCUCAAUGAAGAUCAUUAUAGCCGGGCUGAGGAUCUCUACAGAGACAGAAUGAUUGUCAUGAGAACAACAGAGUUGGCCAAUAAGGACCUGGACAUCUACUAUAAAGCCCUAGACCAAACAAUAAUGAAGUUUCACAGCAUGAAGAUGGAGGAGAUUAAUAAAAUCAUCAGAGAUUUAUGGCGGAGCACAUACAGGGGACAAGACAUUGAGUACGUAGAGAUUCGCUCUGAUGUGGAUGAGAAUGCCUCUGCCGGCCUGAAAAGAAGGACUUACAACUAUAGAGUGGUAAUGGUCAAAGGAGACACAGCUUUGGACAUGCGGGGACGUUGCAGUGCUGGACAAAAGGUUCUGGCCUCCCUCAUAAUACGGUUGGCUCUGGCUGAGACGUUCUGUCUGAACUGUGGGAUUCUGGCGCUGGAUGAGCCCACCACCAAUUUAGACAGAGAGAAUAUAGAGUCCUUGGCACACGCACUGGUGGAGAUAAUCAAGAGUCGUUCUCGCCAACGCAACUUCCAGCUGCUUGUUAUCACUCACGACGAGGAUUUUGUCGAGCUCCUGGGACGAUCCAACUAUGUGGAGCAUUUCUACAGGAUCAGGAAGAACCAGGACCAGUGCUCGGAAAUCACAAAGUGCAGUAUCAACACACUCAACUCCUACCUGCACUGAUGCCUCAGAUCAGAUGAG